AUGUUGAAAUCAUUCACUUCCUCAUCCCUUGGGCAUCUUCCUGUAUAUGGAGGUUAUGGUUGCAAGGAUGUUUCCACCAAACAGAAGCCUGUUGUUAUGUGCAAGCUUCCUCCUACAAAAUUUAAGGGAAAGAAGCUUGUUGUUUCUUCUUCGUCUUCUCUGCCUAUGCUGCCUAUGUUAACGCGGGUUUGUAGGCCAAUUAAAUGUCAAGCGAUGGAGUUGACUAAGGAGGCAUAUGCAUAUAGGGAAGAGGGGCGACUUCCUCAGGAUUUUCGGUACCGGGUCGAUACAGAUGUUGAUAGAAAACCGGGAUUGUGGCCUCCUGAGAACAGAGUUGAUAACCCCGGACUUCAUAAUCCUUUGCUUCGACAAGAAAGAAUGGGAUGCGGAUGGUUAGCUGCUAUCUUUGAAUGGGAAGGUGUGCUUAUAGAAGACAAUCCUGACCUUGAAAAACAAGCGUGGUUGGCCCUUUCUGAGGAAGAAGGAAAAUCGCCGCCUCCGGCUUUCAUUCUCCGGAGAAUCGAAGGGAUGAAAAAUGAACAAGCAAUAUCAGAAGUUCUCUGCUGGUCAAGAGAUCCUGUUCAGUUGAAAAGAAUGGCUUCGCGGAAGGAAGAAAUUUAUCAAGCUUUGCAGGGUGGUGUUUAUAGUUUCAGACCUGGCUCCCAAGAAUUUGUCAAUGUCUUGAUGCAUUACAAAAUACCAAUGGCACUGGUCUCAACUCGACCUAGAGAAACCCUGGAUGAUGCAAUGGUUGCCAUUGGGAUUCAAGGGGUCUUCAAUGUCAUUAUUACGGCGGAGGAUGUGUACCGGGGCAAGCCCGAUCCAGAAAUGUUUGUAUAUGCAGCACAAUCGUUGCAGUACAUUCCUGAGCGGUGUAUAGUGUUUGGGAACUCCAAUCUAACCGUGGAGGCUGCACAUGAUGCACGAAUGAAAUGUGUUGCUGUUGCUAGCAAGCAUCCAGUGUAUGAGCUCGGAGCUGCUGACUUGGUAGUUAAGCGCCUCGAUGAGCUCUCUGUGGUUGACUUGAAAAACCUUGCAGACAUUGAAUCAGCUGAAUUCAGGGAACCAGAGUUGGAGAUGGAGCUAGAGGAAGAAGAUGCCCCUCACCCGAGUGUCGAUGUUGAUGACAGUUUCUGGUGACAUCUUUUCUUCUAUUGUACAGUCGGAGAUGUGACUUCCGUGGUUUGGUUAUUGGAGGAAUAUAAGGGGAGAAUCAUAGAAAUUUUGAUAAAUCACAAAUACUGUGACGUAAUAUGUUGAUUGGAACAUUUAUUAGCUAAUGUUUACCACACAUUUAUUACACUAUUAUUAUCAACCAUUAACAUCUGGAUGGCUCAUGGUGGUUAAGUCUUAUGAUAUAUGGUUCUUUGUUUUGAUGAUCAUUGCUCUGAAGCCCCUACAACUGGGUAAAAAGUUGAAAGGGUGGUAAUGUUGCAACUUGCAACGUGACAGACUCUACUUCAUUCUCCGAGUUAUCAGCCACCUGGAAGAAAGGCCUUUUUCUGCGUUACUAAGAUGAAAUCAUGAAAGCAAAUGCUGCUGCUUCCAUCCAGCGGUGGAAUGGAAUCUCUUCUUAAGCUCAUUCGAACGUUGUCUAUGAAUGCCUCAUUGCCCUUUCUUUUGAGCUGUGCUAAUUUAUUUGCCUUUGCAC
This is a messenger RNA of Oldenlandia corymbosa var. corymbosa, 1651 nucleotides long. Lineage: Eukaryota; Viridiplantae; Streptophyta; Magnoliopsida; Gentianales; Rubiaceae. The record is from the annotation of a GenBank genome assembly.